UGAUUGCUUAUUUUCAUUUUCAGCCAUUUUUAGGGUCAGCUGAUUUUCUCUCCUGAUCGAAAUCCUCAAAAUUUCUCGUACAUCCUUCAGAGUAUUUCUUCCGCUGUUGCACAUGACUGAGGGUCGUCACAGAGAUUGAGUGAGAAACAGUGAGAGUGAGAGAGUGUGUGUGUGAAGUCACCGGACCCACCCGGGAAACAUUCUCGAAAUGGCCUCGGCGCUCAUUCAAUCUCAGCAACUCUCAUCCAACUUCACCCAACUCAUCCCCCACACAUCUUCGCCGGACCUCAACUUCAACUCGGGCCAAUUUUUACUUGCAGCAGCGGCAGUCUCUCUCACUAUGACGUCUCUCAAGGAACCCCGGCGCGUUGCCGAGAUCAUGCUCGCCUGGCUGGGCCUUGAGCUUGUCUCCCUGACCGAGCUACAGACCCUCUGGGCCGGUUAUGGACACAUAUGCGCCAUCGUCGCGAGGGUCGCCGACACUGACGGUGCGGCCACAUCCAUCAGAAUAUCGCCCGCGAUCCGGCAAGAACCAGACGGCACAUACCGCCUCAUCAUUAAGCUCAUCUCACCGCCCCGCGCCAAGGGGAAGGACGAGGGCCACCUGCGGAAGAUGCUGAGCUAUGAGGUCGAGCAGUAUUUCUAUCAAGAAGUGGCGCCGCGCUUGGCUGAAGAUGUCGCGGUCGCGAAGUGCCUCGCUUCGACUCUGGACAUGAAGGCGAGGCCACGGGCGGAUGAGUUGCAAGGGCUCACGGCGACCAUCAUCACCGACCUUAGGCCGCAGUUCCCAGUCGCGGGAGAGAAAAGACUAGUGCUUAAUCGUCGUCAGGUACACGCUGCGCUAGAUUGGUUGGCCAAGUAUCACGGCAGCUCUUGGGCUUCUCUACCGGACGACCUUGGCCGGUUCGUGCUACCACCGCUUGAGGAGGCAACACGGAGGGAGGCCGGCAACGGAGCCGCCGGCCCCAAGUUGUGGCUGAACGGUGGUUACACAUAUCUCGCAACACGAAGGAAGGAAUACGGGUCGCUGUGCAGGGACGAGUACUCGGAGUGGUCGUCCGCCUUUUGCAACCCUGUCGACGGCUCAUCACACUCGAUUGCCGAAAUGGUGGCCGAGUUCCUGACGCCCUCGGGUAGGCCAUUCGAGACCUACAUCCACGGCGACGUCAAGUCCGAGAACCUCUUCACGACCCAGUCUGGCGACAAAGUAGCCUUCUUCGACUUCCAGUACGCCGGGAUCGGAGUCGGUGGCUGCGACAUCGCAAAGCUGUUCACCUGCUCAGUUCCUGUUGAGAUGCUGACGCACCACGAGGAUAUUCCCGAUCAGCUUCCCAUGGGAGACGGCGAAAGAGCUUUGCUAGAAAAGUACCGGGAGACGCUUAUCGACCAGAAGCCGUCAGGAAAAGGCCCUGCAGACUACAACUGGGCCACGUUCGUGCGACAUUGGGAGACUGCUCUCGUUGACUGGUGUCGUUUCCAGGCGUCGUGGGGAUUUUGGGGGAACACGGAAUGGCUUGAAGCCAGAGUGCGUCAUAUACUUUCUGACGAGGGUUGGAGGAAUUGGUUGAAGAGCGAAGUGAAGGGACAGUAGACUUUGAUGUUCAGGUGAAAUUUUAAGCAUUGGAAGAGAGAGCUAGACCAGGAAACCAUGCUUGCUGAUUCAGGGAAACAAUAUUUGACGCACAAGUAUGAUUGGAAACGUCGUUUACAGGGGCGGUUUCGCCCUGUAGCUUUAGUUGUUCGAAUCGUUUUCCCGAAAACACCGACCUCUCGCCAUGGAAGAAACUUCAGCGUCAAGCUGCAUAUUCUUACGGGGUCAAUUUGGGGCAAAAUAGACAAGGC
This is a messenger RNA of Colletotrichum destructivum, 1842 nucleotides long. RefSeq names its product Putative ecdysteroid kinase, protein kinase-like domain superfamily. The record is from RefSeq and is a predicted model, not a curated record. Bases 209 to 1591 code for a protein of 460 amino acids. The transcript has a single exon. Lineage: Eukaryota; Fungi; Ascomycota; Sordariomycetes; Glomerellales; Glomerellaceae.